Messenger RNA from Heterocephalus glaber (naked mole-rat), 12872 nucleotides. Lineage: Eukaryota; Metazoa; Chordata; Mammalia; Rodentia; Bathyergidae. The record is from RefSeq and is a predicted model, not a curated record.
GCCCCCUUGUGGUCUCUCUAAGCCUGACAGGUGAAAAGUCACUGCUUUAUUUUCCAUUUCCCUGACUGCUGAUGAAGCUGAACAUUUUCUCACAUAUUUAAGGCAUUUUUUUCUUUUGUUAAUUUUCUGUUCAUUGCUUUUACCUGAGUUUUUCAAAGUAGGGUUAUGAACCAGAUACAAUUCAAUCAAAACAGCUUUCUGUGUGUUAAGAGUUAAGUCCUUCACCUCCACUAAAUUUACAAAGUGUCCCAGUUUGCCAUUUAGUUUCUAAUAUUUUUCCAUGUACAGAAAUACAAAAAUAUUUAAUACAAAGAUUAUUUGGGCUAACGUUUAUUCCCACCAAUCCUGGGCCAGAUGCUGUUCUAGGCCAGUCUCACGCAUUAACUUGGCUCUUCCCACGAGAGACACACAGGCAGCCCUCACUUCUGUCAGCCUUUUGCUUGGUGGAUUUUCCUCCACUCAUGAGUCUUGUGAGGUCCUCCCCACCUUCUCACUGUCUGUGGCUCUGCUAUUUACUGUAUGAACUUCUGUGCAUUAUGUCCACAAGGAUAGCCAGAUCAGCUCAGAUUUGCAUUUUACUAUGUGAUUUGCAUUCCACUGCUGUUCUUGGAGAGAAGCAGUGUUUUCUACUUGCUAGGAGACCGUCCUGAUCAUAGCAGAGCUGCCUCUUGGUGAUAUCAGGCCCUUCCUAUAUCCUGGCAAGCCUCAGAGCCUUCCAAACACCAUGUGGGUCCUGCUGACACUUCUCCACCUGGGAUCCUGUAUCUAGGAUUCAGAGUGGGGGAAAUUUUUUUAUGUUUAAAACCAUGAUUAUCUGAAAACCAGGGAUUCACUCAUUUACAAAUUCACUCUUCUUGACCUGCUCAGCAACCCAUGCAGCUUAGAGCAUAGGUAGAAUAAAGAGAUCAGAGGGCAGAGGGCCAGGCUUUUGGAGGCUCAGAGCCUGAGGAUGUUUGGGAUGAGUGUUCAGCAGAAGGACCCCUGUCCCCCAACCCCUCCUUCACAAAGUGGCCUCCUUCCCAGAGCAGCACAAGACUGAAAACAAGGAAGAUGGCAAAGCCACAUGCCAUACUUGUGUUUCUUUACAGGCCAGCUAUUGUCUUUCUGUGUAAGACAGGGACAUGACCUAGGAAAGGCAGAAAAGAUGUGGCUUGUCCUCCAGGGGACAUUUGGCUGCAUCUGGGGACCCUUUGGAGGUCACUGCUGGAAGUGUUGCUGAUAUCCAGUGGGCACCAAGCUGAGAUGUGACUGACUCUCUGCAGUAUACAGAAGACAGGUUUCCACUGGACAGAGUGAUCUGACUCAAAGGCCAAGUACAAAGGCCAGGAAACCCUGGCCUAUCUGUACGCAGAACCACUUUCUUCAUUCCUAAAGCCUAAUAAGAAGUCUUGAAAUGAGAAUACUGUUGCUUUUUGAAUUAGCUCAUCUUUCUCUGAACUUGAAAUGCGAGGACAUAGCCUCUGACUGCCUGUCCGACCUGAAGAAAAUUGAGACAGAAGAUCCUGGGAAGUUGAUUGAAAUUGAAUGUCUGGAGAGUGAACUAGAAGUUUCAAGACUUGAAAAUAAAAUUAAAGUCUACAUCCGAGGAGCUGUUGAGGCCCAGCUGGACAUAAUAAAGAGACUGGACAUGGCACUGCAACGCGCCAUCCGCUUGGGUGACCCCCAGGCCAUCCAAGUGGUGUGCAUGACCCAGUGGAACACCUGCUUGCCUCUUCUGCAGCACAGCCUGCGGCACCACCUACGCAAGCCACUGACCAACAUCGCAGAGAUUCUGGAGAAGGUGGACAGCCUCAUGACCCUGCUUCGCUGCCAAGUGCACAUGGAAAUGGCAUGCAUUGAAGAGGAUGAGGACCGACUGGAGCCCGCCAUGGAACACCUGCAGAAGGCCAUGAGCCUGGACAGCCUGGGUCUCUACCAGGACAAGCUCAAGACAGCCUUCAACCGCCUGCGCCUGUGUACCAUGUUGUACCAGUCUCCAGAGCGUGCUGAGGACAAGGCCAUCAUGGCCAUUGAGCAGGCAAAAAAAGUUAUGCCAAAAGACAGUGUCAGGAAGAAGCGGGCCCUCCUGGUGAAUGCGGGCCUGGCUCUCGCCCCAGAUACCUUCCAGAUUGUGCUAGACAGUGAAAACGAGGCCAAAGUUUCCAUUGGGAAAAACAGGGGCCGGUUCACCUAUCUCUUUGCAAAGGCUCGACAUCACAUGCUCAGUGUGGACAAGGCUGCUGGGCACUUACUUCAUCUGGGAAAUGAGAAUGACCAAGAGAGAAUUCAGAUUUGGGCAGAGCUGGCCAAAGUUGCCCGGAAGCAAGGGGUCUGGGACGUGUGUCGGACUGCAAGCCGCUUCUGCCUCCUGUAUGACAUCAAGGUGAAGAAGCCAGGGAAGCUGAAGCGAGGAAAGAAAAAGAAAGGUGCAGAAGGCUCGGUGCAUGAUGUCUGGAGCCAGUCCCAUGUGGUCCUGCAGAAACAGACAUCCCCGUACCUGCUGCGGAAGUUUGCAGAAGUGGGGUUCAUCAAUGCUGAGGCCACUGUCCACUUGCUGCGCUCAGAAGGUGUGGAGCUGAAUGACCACGCUAUCCCUCCUGAAGACUCAAGCCAGCACCCUGCUGGCUACGUGCCUGAGCCCCUAGAUACCAACACAGAGUGGAUCACAUACAGAACCUGGAUAGAAAACCUGUCACAUUAUGCCAUGAAUAACUGGUUGCGCUCUGCGGAAAUCGGACAGGAGAUAGGUGAAGCCUGGAUUGUGCAGAAUGCUGUGGUCUAUGUCCUGAAUCACAACCACCAUCUCAUCACAGCUGGGCGGCAGAAGGAGCUCGUGGACACCCUGUAUUACCUCCUGAACAUCAUCAAGGACAUUGGCCCCCAUGGGAACUCAGUCAUGUUAGCCAUGCUCUGCAAUGCCUUAGCUCGAGGCCUGAUCAUCAGCUGGAUUCCCACCCAGACAUAUGAAAAGUCAAGAAAAGUUAUGAGACUAAAUAUGUUUCAAGCUCCACUGGACUCAGGAGCUACCUCUGAGAUCAAGACAGCGAUAGAGGUCUGCGAGUUUGCGCUGAAUUUGACCAACGGGAACAUCCCAGAGGAGGUAGUUCCCAUCAGUGUGCGACAGCAGCUCAUCGCCACCUGGGUGAAGGCCAAGCAGAUGCUGCAGCUGCAGAUCGGGCACCGACUGGGCAUGGAAGAGCAGAGCACCAACGAGAACAUCAACUCUGUGACCAGAGUCCUUGUCACUCUCGAGAUGUACUCAUGCAAUGGCCUGGGCCUCAUGGACUUUACUGUGCCCUCCCUGGCCCAGCUGGUGAAAAUGGCUUCUGAGUGCAGCUGGUCAGAUCCUCUGGUGGAGCUGCAGACCCUGACACGGCUGGCUCACUUUGCCUACGUGGCCCGUGACCACAAGAUCACUAUGGCCUCCUCCGAGCAGGCCAUACAGAUGGGCAUCAAGAACCUGAGGACACUGGGUCCGGUGAAGACCCAGCUUGUGGCAGAAAUGCUGUGCACUGCCUCGUGCAUCCAGGGCUGGAGCAUCAUGGAGAACCUGAAGGGCAGGAAGCAGCUGCGUCUGGCAGCGGCCAAGGCUUUUUUGGAGAGUGCCAGGUUUGGAGGCAUCGCAGGUAGCAGUGCACUGGUGAUGCUGGCCACAAGGCACUACUGGAACACCUGGCUUCCGCUCCUGUCCUCAGCAGUCAAUAGGAAGAAGGCCAAGGGGGCUGUUCAGAAGAUCAUCAAGAUUAUCAAUAAGACAGAGGCCACAAAGGAGGAGAAAGGGAAGACACUGCUUCUGCACCAAUGGCCCACGUCAGACUUGCAGAGUGGGAUGGCAACUGAAGGCCAUUUCCUUCCAGAAACUGAGGAUGACCUUACACUUCGUGCCGCACUCUAUGGGCUGCUCUUCCAUAGCCACGCUGACCAGGAGGACUGGAUGGGUGGCCUCAAGGUGCUGGACGAAGCUGUGCAGGUGCUGCCUCGGACUGCUCACCGCCUUUUGAUUUUCAAACAUAUGGUCAUUGUGAAGGCUAGACUUGGCCAGAACUUUACCAUGGAAAUCGAAAAGUUCAAGGAUGAAAGUGAAGACUAUUUGGCACACAUGUGGCACCGCCUGGCCCUGAACUCGAAGAAUAUCUGUGGAGAGCUGACGUGUUAUCACAACGCAAUCCAAGCAUUGCAGAAACCUGAGAGUGAGUGGCAAAAGGUUGACUACAUCAUGGAGUUCAGUGAGUGGCUGUACCACAAGCAGUUUCCUCUUGAAGAUGUGGUCUCCCAACUCACAUGGGCAAUUGAGAUCCUGCUGACCAUGAAACUCUCAGGGGAUAUCCCCAAGCUGGAGCCUGCAUCAGAAGGGGAGUACUCACCUGUUCAGAUACCUGCGGAAGGGCCUGUGACCCAGGAUGUGGACACAUUCUCCUUGGAGCAGUUACAAAAUGUGAAACAAUUGGAAACCCUGGCCCGGGCACACAUCCUACGUGCCCUGAUGGUGUCCCCCAGCUCUUCUGCCUACGAGGAUGACUGCCUCAUGGCCUACACAUUUCUCAGGCGCAUCUGGCAGGUUUCUUUGUUAACAGGAAGAAAAUUAAUUUCAGAAAGAAUUCUAGCAGCAGCCAGUUCACAACUGUCAUUGUUUAAAAAAGAGAAGGAGAAAAGUAAAGAAAAGGACAAAGAAAAAGGAAAGGAGAAGACAAAGGAAAAGGAUGAGAAGCUGAAGGAAAAGGAGAAAGGGAAGGAGAAAGGAAAAGAGGAGAAGUCUCAGACCCCAGCUUCCAGCAAACAGCUUGAAGAUUUACCAACCAGCAUAGAAGAAUGGGCCUCCUACUCUUGCCCUAAGGAACUACUGUCUAUAUUCAAGCAGGACAAAAGUGACCUCACUGUGAACUCUACCAGUAUCCAGAAGCCAACAUACAGUUUAUAUUACCUGGACCACUUGGUCAAGGCCCUGCAGAAGCUGUCCCUUCAUGAGCUCACCAUCCCGGUCCUGCAGCUGGGUGCCCUCAUUGCAAACUCUGUGGUAGAAAGCAAGAGCCUUGAAGAUCUCUACCACCUUCGACUUGCCCAGGUGUGUUCCAAUCUGAGGUUGCGAGACGCAGCCACUCACCACGAAGAGGUGGUUGGGGCAACGUACAUCGGGGAUAUGGAGCAAGCCAGCUGCAGAAAAGAGAUUGCACUGAAAAAAGAGAAAAACAAGGAACCUAUAUUAGAAGACAGCUGUACAGGGCUAAAUGAGCAAGUGGCUCCUUCCCACCCAGCUGAGGUGAAGCCACUUAUAGCACAAGACAAGAUUCUGAAGAUAAAUGGAGAGACUGGGAAGGGCUUGGAUGGCACAUCCUAUCCCCAGUUGUGGAUGCUCAAGGCAGAGGUCUUGCUGGAGAUGGACCUGUACCAGCCAGCCCGGCUGCUCCUGUCAGAGGCUCACCUGGCUUUCCAGGAACUUGAUGAUCCUUGUGCAGUAUCCCAAUGCCUGCUCCUUCUAGCACAGUUGGCCAACAAGGAAAACAACCAUGGACAAGCUAAGAAAAUGAUCGAGAAAGCCCAGAAACUGGGUGGAAAUGAGGAGUUUUGGUACAAUUCAACCCUGACUUUGGCAGAAGCGAUCUUGUCCACAGAAGAUGAGGGGAGAAAGGUGAUUUGCUGUCUAUUUCAAAAACUCAUCGUUGCCUUCAAAGUCCUCCAGAAGGAAAGGCCUAACCGAAUGCCCAUAUUGGAAUUCAUCGCCACAGAUCUGGAAGCCAGCAGGUGUGUGAGCCUUCAGAUCCAAAUUAUCCAGGACUCACCCGACAGCGAAUUCUCUGAGUGCUUAGUUUUACUGAAGGAGUUGGACAAUUCCCUGCUGGAAAUUGAGGAAAAGUUUAUCAACUGUGGCUACAAGGGAAACUGUGUUGAUAUAAAACUAGAGCGUGCAAAGAUAAAGAGGUUAUGUGCCAAAAUCGAGAAAGAUGAAGAGCAAAAAACUGCAUAUCGCUUGGAAAUAUAUGACUUGGUCCAGAAAGCUGUGGCUGAGGAAGAAGGGAUAUUUCACAGAACUCAAGGGUUACUGUCCUUUCAAGACUUACAGAAUGUCAACACCCCCCUGAUGCGGAGGCUGGCCCAUCUGAAACUCAGCUUUGUGGAGACUUGUCUGGACAUGUUGCAGCUCACCUGGGAACAGGCACUAGAGCAGCGACUGAAGCAGGGGUCCUUGGAAAAGCUGCUGGCAUACUAUCUGCAGAACACUAGUGACUACACGACCAUCGGGCUGCAAUGGCUCACGCUGAAGCGGACCCUGGCGCACACGGCACUGGCACAGCUGGGGAGCCUGCAGCCACUGUGUGUGGGCUGCGUGGAGAUCCGUGCCCAGCUCCUGGGCCUGGCUGGGAGGGCCCUCCACCUGUUAGCCAUACAGGUGGACCCCCUACACCCUUCCUUCCACUGGGAAGAAGGCCUCUUGGUGGGUGCCAAGCUGAGCAGUCUCCAAUCUCUAGACUUGGAAGCAGAGGACAGGGUUGUCAAGACUGCCACCAGGGACCUACUGGCCUUUAGUGAAGCGCCAGAGGAACACAACAGGAAGGGCGAGAGUCUGAAGAGGAGGAUGGUGCUGUCCCAGCGGUACCUGGCCCAGGCAUCCGAGCUGCUGCUGCAGUGCCUACAGGUUGCCCUGGACAGCAGCCUCCUGGACAUCGCAGCAGCUGCCAGCCUGGAGAUGGUUGAGUGCAUUGGCACCCUGGACCCUGUGGCCACCUGUCAGUUCCUGGCACUAUCUCAGAGCUGCUCAGCAGCAGAGAUGAUGCGGAACAUCCUUCUCACAGCCACAGCCAAUACCAGCAGCUCGCAGUUGGCAGCCCUGCUGCAGCUCCAGCACCAGCUGAGGCUCCGGGAUAAGACUUCCACCAACCUGUUCUGCAGCGUGGAGCAGAGGCUGGCUGCCAUCUCCAAGGCUUGGCAGAACCUCUGCGUCACUGAGCAGCAUUUCAACAUCCUGAAUGAGAUUCCUCCCACAUUCCGAGUCAUCUUUCUGCACUACUCACCAGACAGGUCCCAACUGUACGGUGCUGCCUACGAGAGACCUAAGUCCCCGCCUGCAGCCAAAGGGAAGGCACUGCAAAUGAGUGGCCAUUGCAAAGUGAUGCGGGUGGCUGUGAGCCCAGCUGCCUUCUCAGACCUGCUGGCCAGGACCCAGGAGUUCUGGGAGCAGACCCAGGCCCAGGUGUACCAGGAGGACAUAGCCCAGCCUCCAAGCACUGUUAUGGGUGGGUUGGGACAGGACUCAGACUGUGCACCCACUGAAGAGAAAAGCCCCUGUCUGCGAAGGCUCAGGAGUGUCCUGGAGCCCAUGGAGGAGUACCUGAAGCCCAUCUUCCCCCUGCUCAGCUCCCCUGAAAUCAGGUUGCAGAUGCCCACGGUUGUGGCCGACACUGGGAAAUCAAAGGGCAAAGAAAAGGAAAGAAAAACAUCCAUUCUGCCAGUUCAUCCCGAGGCUGAGGACAGCGUGAUCCUGAUUGUGGACAGACACCUCCUAGAGCUGCCCCUGGAAGGCCUCUCUGUGCUCCAUGAGGGCGCCGUUUCUUCUGUGUCACGAGAAUUUUCUCUCCAGAUGCUGUGGAAUCGCCUCCAUAAAGAGGAGCUGGCAGAAGAAAGUGUGAAAAAGGAGGUCAAAAGCAAAGAUUUUAAAAAGAAAAGUCAAGCAAAGAAGAGCAUGAAGGGCUCCAUGGUCCGGAUAAUCCCAUCAGACUGCAUCAUUGUCGACUCAGACAGCUUCAAGUUUGUAGUGGAUCCAUUGGAGGAGGCCCAGGGCACAGAAAUGCUGACUCCUGUAUCCGUAAUGCGGGAAAUUUUGGAAAGAUUCCGAGAAACAUUCACCGCGCGAUGGGAGGGGCAUCUGGGAAGUCAGCACUUUCCAAGCCAGGCUGAGUGGGAGCAGGUGCUGGGCAGCUGCAAAGGCUUCUUCUUCUAUGGAAUGGAGAGCUUCCUGUCACAUAUAUUGCUGGAAAGACUGGUUGCCAUGAAUCUGCAAGGGCAACAGCUGCUGAGCUGGCCCUUGUGGUAUCCUGCAGAGUGCCAGAUGAUGGUCCUGCUUGACCUGAUGCGCUCCUAUGAGAGCCUGCAGCGGCAGAUGAAGACCUCAGACAGCAAGAGUUUAUUGCAGCAGUCCUUGAAGAAGCCCACUGAGACUGCCAUCUUCCUGAGCCUGGUGGGGGUCCGGAGCAUCGUAGCCAACCAAUGGCCCACACGGAUUCAGGACAAUGCGCUGCGGGCCAGUGUCCUGUGGGAAAAUCUGUUAGCAGUUGGCAAGCCAAUUGGGAGGACAGUCCGUCUCCUUCAGAAGAUGGGAAGCAAUGAAAUGGUCAGCCAAGAUGAGAUACCACGAACUUCCAAGAGCAAGAUGAUGUUCUUCCAGCCACAGCCCCAAAGUGAGGAGGACCUCCCCAUCGCCCUCAACUUGGUCCUGUAUGGAUUGCCACAUCAAGCCAUAGGGUGACAUCCACCUGGGCUUGAUUCUGGACAUCUGCAGGUGUCAGCAUUUUCCUCCGGGGCCACUAUCAUUGCUCUGUCCCUCUGAGAACCCCCUCCCCUGGGCUCUCCCCUUCCUCAUCCUGGGGCACUCCCCAGCCCUAGGCACAGCCUGGCCUCUGUCCCCACCACAUGGUCCCGAACAAACAGCUGAUAUUAGGACACACAUCUUCUGCUCCAAUUCGGCUUCUUGAACAAGAAAAACUAACAGACCACAAAUUGGUUUUUGGUUUAAGUGUUUUAGUAAACAACAAAAACAAAUCUGUCAUGUGGUUUCUAGGACCCCAAGCACCAGUGAUAGAAGUCCGGGCACUCCAAAAGUCAGUCCCACACUGAGGGCCCCCUGACCUCCUGCCACCACCCUAGCCACAAACACCAGUACCUUCUAGCUCUGACAAAACUGAAAAGAGGAUGCUACCUUUGUGAAAGGAACCUGCCCAGCAUUUUCCAGCCUGGAAUGGAAGAGAGCUUACACCCAGCUAUGUACCUGCCUGCACAGUACACAAGCACAGGGCUCCUCUAGGGAGCUUCCCAGAACAAGAAAGGCUCCUGGCACUAUGUAUGCCAGCAAGUAAUGUAAAGAGACACUUUUCUACUGUAAAAACAUGUGCAUUUCAGCUCCCUUUGGCUGCUGCUACCAAGGCUCCAAGGAAAGAAAUUCAUUUUUUCUAAAUGAUCCUUCCAAAUUUCCUAACACAUUUCCUCCCACAUGACCAGAUAGAUCAAGUGUGGCCACUGAUAGAACUGGCUCUCGAGGGCCCUGGAUGGGGCCUUCCAGGCGUGGGGCUGCAGAGUUAAGCUGUGAAUUCUUCUCACCCAUUCAGUGGUCUUCUGGCUAGGACAAGGAGAAGGUACAGAAGAGUUCCAGAGGGCAGAGCUCUAAGCCAUGGUGUGUUCUGCCUGCCAGUUCCUUGCUCCUUCCCUCUGCCAGAGGCUCAAGGUGGGCAUAUUAUUCCAUUUGGGUUGCUAAUAACACAAUGCAACAGACUGGGUGAGUUAGAAAGAACAGAGGUUUGUUUUGACUCUGAGUUCUGGAGGCUCAACAGGCCAUGUCUCGCAAUGCCUUCUUGCUGGCACAGUCCCAAGGUAGUGCAAGGCAUCUCAUGGCAAGAGAUACAGGCUAUGUGUGUCUCCUCUGGUCUCUGUCCCUCUUCUUAUGAAGCCACAGGAUUUGUAGGGGCUCCUCCUUGAUGAUCUUAUUUAAUCUUAAUCACCUCCUGAAGCCCCAUUCCCAAACGCCAUGAGAUUAGUUUCCCCCUCAGUACCUCACAGUGCAGAUGAAAUUUUAGCACAUGAGCCCUUGGGGAACACUCAGACCAUAUCCAAAUCACAGCAGUGGGGCCAUUUCUGCAUUCUGUGUUGGGAAACGAAAAAGGUCAGGUCAUGUGAGCGGAAAAUCUCUUUUCUUCAUCCUGACCCUUUGUGGGUUUGAAGCUUUGGCACUGCAGUGUCAGUGUCACUUGGGCAGCAUGAGGAAAGGCAGCAGAGGGAAGGAAGGGGUCUAAGGGGACCUCACCUGCUAGAAGCAUCUGUCCACAGGACCCAACACCCAGAUCAGUAGUCCUGCCCUCGGUCCUCUGCUCAGUACUAACACUUUGGCACAAGUGCCAAGACUCCCUGGGUCCUGACAUGUGUCCUAAAAGUAAUUUUUAAAAAAAGCACAAAUUAAAAUCAUGCUGAAAUACUGAUAUAUACCUAUUAAAACAAUAAAUUUAAAAAAAAAUAGUGAUUGCACCUAAUGCCAGUGAAGACCAAGGCAGACUCACACACACUUUUGGGAAUGCAAAGUGGUACAGGCACUCAGGACAAGUUUGGCAAUUUCUCACAAGCCAAAACUUGCAACUACCCACAAUCUGGCAAUUGCACUCUGGAGUAUUGAUCCCAUAGAAACAGAAACAUGUUGGCACAAUGCACAUACAUAAAUAUUCAUAGCAGCUUUGUUCAUAACAGCAGAAUACUGGAAACAGCGAAGCUCAGAUGUUCUCCAACAAGUGAUGGAGGAAAUUCAGAUAUGUUCAUUCAGUGUAGCACCACCGUGUUCCCUUUUCAUCACUAUGACAAAGUCACCUGAGAUAAUUAACUUCUGAAAAGAAAAGGUUUGUUUUGCUCACAGCUUUGGAGAUUUUAGUUCAUGAUCAAUUGAUCCCAUUGCUUUUGGGCCUGUGGCAAAGCAGCACAUCACGGCAAAAGCAUGUAGUGGAGCAAAACUAUUCACUUCAUGAUCAGGAAGCAAAAAUAACGAAUGAGGUUUAGGUCCAGGGUCCCACAAACCUCUUUGAAGGACUGGCCCCGGUGACCUAAAGACCUCACACUGGGCCCCCCACCUCCUAAAGAUUCUACUACCUCCUAAUAAUGCCUUCUUGGGGACCAAGCCCUUAACACAUGUUCCUUCGGGGAACAUUUAAAAUCCAAACUGUAGCAAUGAUUCAGCAAUAAAAAUAAAUGAACUAUUAAUACAACAACCCAGAUCAACCUCAAGGGUCCCUGCUGAGUAAUAAAAGCCAGCAUAAAAAGUUUCAUAUUGUUACAGGACAGGGAUGGGCUGGAGGCAGCAGGAGGGAGCCUUGUGAUGGCCCAGUUUUAUAUGUUGAUUGUGGCUGUGAUCUACAUCUAUAAAUAGAUGGACUGCUAAGCUGCACACAUGCACGAACAUGCACACACACACACACGCACACACACACACACAGAUGAAUACCUGUAAAUGUAGCCACGACAGAAUGUGGUCUGUAGUGUUGCUCACCAAUAUCUUCAACCAGUAUCAGCUUCCUGAUUUUGCUAUUUACUAUAGCUAUGCAAAAUGCCAGCAUUGGGGAAGGUGGAGGAAGAGUCCACAGUGCUACAUCAGUAAUCACCUCUUAUCUUCAGGGGAUGCAUGCAAAGACACUUUCCCCUUAACCCAUGGAUGCCUGAAAUUGCAGAUGGUGCUGAACGUUGUGUAUACUACUUUCUACCAUAAGCCCUGUAGUGUUGCCACAUGGCAGGAGUUAACCUUCCAUGUUUCAUUCCCUGGUGUCUCCCCUACCUUACUGCUUUUGCACUGUGGAGCCACUAGUAAAUAAAACAAGGGUCAUCUGAACACAAGCUCUGUGAUACCAGAACAGCUGAGCUGAUGGCCAAGGCAAUUACCAAGGACGAGUAGGCAGGUUGCACAUACACCAGCAAAGGGAUGGUGCGCAACUCUGUGGGAUCCAAUUUAAAAUUUGUAAGUUUUCUGCAUAAUAUUUUCCAACCUUGGUUGACCAUGGGCAACUAAACCCACAGAAAAUACAGGUAAGGGAACUAUUGUAUUGUUUUUGCAGCUUCCUGUAAAUCUAUAAUUAAUUUGACAUAAAAAAUACAUUAAAUGUACAUCUUUGAUAAUGUUGAAAGUGUUAUGUGUGACUCUCCUCUUUUUGUUUGAUUUUUACUUUUUUUCAAAUAGAUACUCGUACUUGUUCUGUUUUUUUUUUUUUUUAAAAAAAAGCUGACUAAUGACCAGGGAAUAAAUCCAAAUCAGAAUAGCCCUGGAAAUAUGAGCUUUCUUCUAGAAAGACUUUGGCACCCACCCAAACAACAAGAAUAAAAGCUUCUGGAAAUAUUUCAUCUGCAGCCUCACAUUUUUUACCUCAUGCUGUGUCUACUCAUGUGAGAAAUAUUAAACAGUGAGUGCUAUUCCAUGUAUCAAAGGCUUUAAAAUAACUUUCUGAAUUAUGUCCUAGAAACAUAACAAAUCACAUUAUCAAUUAGCUCCUACAGCAGAAGUGGCAUCCUGUAAUAUAUUCAAGCAUGAAAAAAUUGCAAAGGUGAAAUUUAUGUAACCCUAAAAACUAUAAGAAGAAAAGAAAUCUCUUGGGAUUUAUUGGUAAUAAUGGGAGACAGGAAGUAAUUCGAAUGGUGGAUGGCCCCUGAGAAAGGGCACCCAGCUCUGAAGGUUCUGAAUGCAGCAAGGGGCUGCCCUGACCAAAAGCCCAGGGUUCCAGGGGGUGACUGCCACUGCCUGUGCCCAGCCUCAGACUUUCCUGACAUCAAGUGACCCACUUGUGCAGGUUAGAGUUGAAACAGGGAUAGGCUGUCUUCAGGGAAGAAUCACUUCUCAGUAAACACAGCCAAGGCACAAGCCCCAGAUGGCCAUCAAGGAUCUAGACUAAGACGCACCCUUCAUGGUCCAUGACCUCACCAUAUCACUCAAGAGCCCAUCUCUCCCCUGGUGAAUCCACACUGCACCUGGCCUUGGGCCUCUUGCGGGGAGCAAGAAGCUCCCUGUCCCAGAUGGGGGAGCAGCAAGGGCUGAGGGCUCCAUUCACCCCCCAGCUCAUUGACCUCUUCACAGCCCACCAGGCCAUGAUGGUAUCCAGCCCUAGCCACUGGGAAGGCAGGCUUUGGGCCCUGGCAUUGAGUGGUCCCAUGUGUAAUAGUAUAUCCAG